UGAAAGCAGUGCAUGGACUCCUCUGUAAUGUUUGGGCGUUGCCUAGUAACAGGAUGUCCCAGCACAAUUGUGUGCUGCUUUUUUCCGGGUGUGCUCAGGGGCCCGGCUCUGGAAGGAGCUAUUCCCAUGUACUGGGUGGCUGCCAUGACCUGUUUAUAUCAGUCUGGUGACGGCAGAUGAGAGUACUACCUCAUAUUCUUCAUAUACAGCCUUCAAUCAAUUACGGCAAACAUGGUAAAUGACACCGGAGGUCUGAAGUCUUUCCCUAAGAACAGAAAACACACUUCACCAUCCACAGAGGAGAGUCUGGAUGUCCAUCGAUUACAUCAGCUGUACAAUGAUAUCCUAAAACCCCUCACUUUAUUCCCCAAUCAAAGUCCACGCACCGGACCUAAAAGAAAAGAUAUCAUUGAGCCCAAGAAGCACCCAGGAGACAAUAAGAUAAAGGAAAAUGUCAAUGAAAGCAUUUGCAAAGAUGAGGUAUAUGCCCAUCCAGCCGCCCCAUUCAUGAAAGACAUGCGCAGUGUAUCACCAGAUGUUCUUUGUGAUAUGAUUAGAAGAAGGUUACACAAACUAUUGCCAUUUACUCCUAGAUCCACAGAUGUCCGGAAAGUAUUUGAGGAGAUUAUUCUAAGUGAGGUGAAAGUCGCCUGUGAUGGUAUUCCAGAUGUUCUGUGCACUACUUUAAUAAAUCCGAGAGAAAAGCAGCGUCUGCACCGCCGUCUUCUUGGUCACAUCAUGAUUGUCUCCGAGCAUCUGUUCCUGCACUACUUACACAAAAUGGAUUGGAGUAAAUCACAUUCUCUGUUCUCAGAAGAAGCCAAUCUCACACGCUGCAAAGCACAGCUGUUGCUUGAUUGCUCGAAAUUCUUUAAUGUUUUUUCAGCCCGGCAUCACCUAAUUGCUGAGAUAAAGGGGUCGGAAGGAAAUGAACCUGACGAGGUGACUGUGGAGCAAACUGACCAGUUUUCUCAGCACACAGACAAAAAGAGGGUCCUAUGUAAAAGCUCUAAACAAUCCUUUACCAUGGAAUAUUUUAUACGAUUGGGCAGACCUGACACUGCUGUUAAAAAACUCCAAAGAGAAACAGAUCUGAUGCAAAUUAGAAGUAUACAGGGACUGGAUUUAGAGAAGGUACAUAACUUGUUUCCCAAAUCUGAAGACUACAGCACAUUCACAAAGAAUGUACAAUGUGAAGCUGUGACAACCCCAUGUUCAUUCAGACACGAGGAAGAGCAGAACACAGAAGAAGAAAACGGUUAUGCCAAGUGCACAUUGAUUAAGAAAAGUGUUUCUUGCCCCAAUCUGAGGAUCGGUGAUCUGCUGGCUGAUGAACUGAGGAUAAUAUUUAGACAAUAUCCAGAUGAAUGCCCAGACAUUCUAAGUAAAUCACAGACAGAAGUAGAGGGAAAUCCUGUAUCAGAUGAUCUCAGAAGGUUAAUAGGAGAUGCCACAUUGCAAAGCUCGGAUCAUGUAGAGAGACAGUAUCCUGAUGAGGAGAUUCCUCCAUUAAUAAGUGCUAUAGGUCCUGGAUACAGGAAUCCUGCUAAACGUCAGAAAAUGGAAGCUUUGCUACAGAGUUUUAAUAAGAAAUCAGAAGAUCCUAAAGAAAUAGAGAAGACAAAGACAAGCUCCUAUCCACAGGCCUUCACAGUUGAUGUCCAGGUCCCUAACAGGCCAUUAGUAAGGAGAGCUGAUAUCCAGGCCUCUGACAGAGUAUUUAUACACUUAACAGAAAUUCAGAAAUACCCACCGAUAUACAAUGACUUUGCAUCAGAGAUUGAAUCUGCUACUGUGAAGAAGCUGGAUAGAAACUUGUUUGUCGGGCAGGAGCUAGAGGAAGUGUAUACAGAACUUGUUAAGAACCUUUCCACAAACCACCUGAGGUUUGACCAGGAUUUGGAAUUUGAGCCCUAUGCAACAAAACUGGAUUUCUCCGUGUGUACAGCUUCAUCGACAUUAACCAAAAAAACGAAUCAGCGAGUGAUCAACAGGGAGCUAGAUUCAUUGGCCGCCUUUAAUGAGUGUGAAAGUCUUGUGCAACACAUGCCUACUGACAAAGAAGCUUCCAGAGUUUAUAAUUCCUGGCUUGUUUGGUGGAAGUCUGUUGUCAACACUGAUGAUUACAUGAAAUAUGUAUCUACACAGGACCUGGAUUACCUAAAGGUGAUUUACCAUUUAUAUAACAGUGAUUCCGAAGAAGAAGAGCAGGCACGUGUUGCUUUAAUAAAUAAGCAAGAAGAGAAAAAGAGGCAACGGGAGAAAAAGAUUGCAGAUCUCAGAGCAGAGAAACAAAGUUACAGCCCCGGCAUGUGGAAUGUCAACAGCAUAAUGCUUGGGGGUCUCGGGUCAGACCCACCUGUACAGGAUGCUGACUUGGAACUAAAAGGAUCACUGAAUACUUCAUCUCAGGUAGAUAUACCUGCCAGCCAUGUAGAUCUUCAGAAGAUGAUAAAUGCUAUAUGGAAUGCACUUCACAUACCAGAAGGCCAGCGGCUGGAUAUGGCUAUUAAAUAUAGUUCCAAUGAGUACAGAGAUCGGCUGCCAGAGGCAAUACGGAUGUGGGAGAAAGCAGUAUUACUCAUCCAGAAAAGAGAAAAAAUGUUAGCGGAGCUGGAGAUGUUUGAGAGAGAGGCCUCUGAUCCUAAUAGAUUCUUCGACAAAGGUUACAAUGGUACAUCAGUUGCACGGAUGGAAGAGUCUAAGCAAAGAAAGAAGCUGUACAAACAAUUGUCAGAUGCUGAGCAUGCCAUAGCUAAAAUAUUAACAUUUAUAAAGAGGACAUUUAAUGAUAUAGUCAGCUACAAGGGCAGACCGUAUACUGAAAAAAUGAAGUGGGACAAAACGGAGAUGCUUUACUGGCUGCAGCAAGAUCGUCGCAAAUCUUUAAUGGAAAUGGAUACUAAAAAAGAAAGUAUGCUUGUACAGCUUGAACCUCUAAAUUAAGUUAAUACAGAAAUGUUGUAAUUAUAAACAUUUCAGCAGCAAUUUUUUCAUAAAUAAAGAGAAUGAUACGCAAAA
This is a messenger RNA of Rana temporaria (common frog), 3021 nucleotides long. RefSeq names its product coiled-coil domain containing 87 (gene CCDC87). The record is from RefSeq and is a predicted model, not a curated record. Lineage: Eukaryota; Metazoa; Chordata; Amphibia; Anura; Ranidae. The transcript has 21 exons. Bases 232 to 2946 code for a protein of 904 amino acids.